This is a messenger RNA of Neurospora crassa OR74A, 3482 nucleotides long. RefSeq lists its product as hypothetical. The record is from RefSeq and is a predicted model, not a curated record. NCBI's taxonomy places the organism in Eukaryota, Fungi, Ascomycota, Sordariomycetes, Sordariales, Sordariaceae. Gene Ontology annotation, cellular component: RNA polymerase II transcription regulator complex. The transcript is spliced from 4 exons. Gene Ontology annotation, molecular function: transcription cis-regulatory region binding; DNA-binding transcription activator activity, RNA polymerase II-specific. The coding region runs from base 1075 to 2808 and encodes 577 amino acids.
CUCUUUUCGCCCGCUUUUGGACGGUCUCGCUUAGUCUCGUCCCCUCCAUCGCCAAAGACCGCCCAAGAGUCCUUCCCUUCUCAGAUCUGAAUCGUAUCAGCGAACCAACGAAACACAAACCUGCUCUGCAGCCUGUGCCGUCGCCUCUCCAAUCGCAGAAAAGGAGCCCCCGCGGGAUCAUACGUGUACCUUAUUUCCUGAACCCAAUUGCUGACAGGAUUCCGAAAGGCUGAGUGCCAGGUGAGUCAGGUGUCAGGCCGAUAGGUUUGCCCAUCAAUUCAAGUCAGCGUCCGCCGCCAUCCCACCCACUCGGCUCGGCCAACGGUUAGUUCUGUUCCAGCAGGCAGUUAACCUUUCCGGCUCACAUCUCGGGCACUCGCAAUUUUCUCCCCCCUUCUCUACACCUUCUGCCACAACUUCGCCCUGGUACCUCUACCUAUUCCGUGCAAAUACAUCCGCGUCUUUUGUAACUUGCCACUCGGACCAAGUCCCCUCUCUUCUGUCUCAGUUCAAGUUAUCCUACUGCCUUCCUCUCGUUUUGACCCCCGGCAAACCCCAUCACCUCACACCGAACGUCUUCCUUGGGAGAAGACUUGAGUCUCGAAAACUAGAGAAGCGGGAGAGAACUGGACAGGAACUGGAACUGCCCGGUUUGGUAUUCCGUCCUAGCCCGCAACGCUCAACGAGUUUUCUGCCUUUCAAGCUGCUAGUUGCGUGGCCGCUGGCUCGUCCCCGUCUGAUCCAAAGUCAGUCUACGGUGCUGUCGAAACGUCAUCGUCUCCGCAAGAGAUUUUCUAUCGUCACCCGUACUAGCAUCUGAUCUACCCCGACAUCAGUUUUCGACCAGGACAUACGUACAUCUUGGGCCCGGUACCCCGGACCUCCGCUAAAACACAUUGCCAUUGGACCCGCGGUCUUGAUACUCGACAAUUGCCGCCUGUGCGGCUCCGACCGCUAGGAGCGAUCAGAUCACGAGAGUGAAUUCAUCCCAUCCUUUCAACAUCCAAGGUCUUUCCUCGAUUCAACCGACUGCUCUACCUCUUAGUCACCAUCUCCAAUACAAGACAACCGAAAAUGACGUCGACUCAGAACCCUCUUCACAAUCUCGUCCUCACCCCGCAGCAACAAAGCCUGUUGUUUGCCGCCCUCAAUUCCAACAAGCCCAUCAACACACAAGCCGACCUCUCUGGUCUAUCCGCAAUGUACAACGGAACGUCUGCCCAAGGACUCGACCCUAUGGGUUUCCAGCACACCCCGAAUUUCGGUUACGACUACGGCCUUGAUGGACAACAUGACCCCAACUUCGAUUUCAACUUCGACACUGGUGAUCAAUCCCACAUGACGGACGAUCGGUCCAAUGCUCCAAGUGAUUCCAAGUCGGGCUCCGCCGAUGUGGAGUCCCCCGACAAGCGCAGUCAUCCGGAUGACGACGAGGAGGAGAAUAGCGAACCAAAGAGGAGAGAGGGCGAGGGAAAAGUUGCCAAAAAGCCCGGCAGGAAGCCUCUUACCACUGAGCCCAGCUCGAAACGCAAGGCCCAGAAUCGAGCAGCUCAACGAGCGUUCAGAGAACGCAAAGAAAAGCACUUGAAGGACCUUGAAACCAAGGUCGAAGAGUUGAAGAAGAUCUCCGAGACUGCCAACCAUGAGAACGAGAUUCUUCGCAAGAAAAUGGAGAAGAUGAGUAACGAACUGAACGAGUACAAGAAGCGUCUAUCGUUGAUGACAGCUCGACCCCCGAUGGUAUCACCUCGGGCUAUGCCGUUCGGCAACUCCUUUGUCAGCAACCUCAAUGAUGUCAAUUUCCAGUUUGAAUUCCCCAAGUUUGGCGGUCCUCUUCCUGGACCACAAUCUGCAAAUCAAACCAAGAAGGGAACCCCUGUGUCGCCCCCUUUGUCUUCAACAGGUCGGCUGGAGCAACCCACGAAUGGCGUCAGCACCGGUACUACACCCAAUUACGGCCAAAUAGGCCUUGAUACACAAACCAAGGAAGACUUGGCCCAUUACUCGGCCGAUCUCUUCACACCUCAGUCCGCAAGAGGUGAGGGAGCGAACUUUUCGACCAGGGGAACAGAUUCUCAGUACAAUGCGGGGGCCGGCACGUCAACGAGUUCCCCGUCCUCUUGCGCUUCGAACAUGGGUGGCGCUAGUUCGUCGUGUGGCACCUCCCCAGAGCCUCUAACUCAUUCGCCCGUCGGAUUGAAGUCAGUAGAUACGAUGGCCACAAUCGGAGAAGAGCAACCAGGCGUCAUUGGUUCAGGGCAGCCAGACUUUAAUACUUUUGGUGUUGACAACACUCUCAACUGGUUGCCUCAAGACAAUUUCCAGUUUGAUCCGCAGCUCUUCGGAGAUUACCGAGAGCCUCAGAACAAUGUCCUCAACAAUGGAUUUGACGAUUGGUUGACCAAUGAUGCAUUCGAUGCGGAUUUCCUGGCACCGUAUAAUCUGCCACCAACAGCUCCAGGGUUGCUGCCACCACAACCCGAAGCAGAAUCACAACCACCGAAGAAGGAUCUCAUCGCUCAGAUCGAUGAGGUCAACGCAUCGGAUGAUGGAGUCAGAGAGCAACUUGAUUGCAGCAAGAUCUGGGACAAAUUGCGCAGUUGCUCCAGUGUACAAAACCAAGAGAUUGAUAUGGACGCCUUGUGCUCCGAUCUGCAGAAGAAAGCAAAGUGCUCUGGCUAUGGUGCUGUGGUUGAUGAGAAGGAGUUCAAGAGUGUUCUGAAAAAGCACCUAAGUCCUGAAGCAAUGGCGAGGUGCGAGAAGGACUGUGAAGAGGAAAAGGCACGAAAAGCAGCUGCCACACUGUAGGAGUGGCUCGCUUACAUGCUCAUGACUGCAUAGAGAAAGUUUUCUCUUGAUUCAGAACGACGUCUUCACGAGUACACUUGUCUCGAUUUCUCAGAUGGCAUCCCACGAUGGAUGGCAUUUUCUUCUUCCUCGCAAUACGGAUUUUAUUCGGAUCUUAAAGUUGAACAAACCUUGGACGGUCUUGCGUCCAUUGGCUCGUUUACAAUCAAGCGUGGGAACACAUCACGAAUACUGGCUAGGAGUUUACAAGAUACCAGAGCAUUUACAGCGUUGGGAAAACGGGCUUCUAGGUCCUGGACGGGUCGAGAGCGGGGCCGGUUACCCUUUCCUUCUGGUAGCAUGGGUCACUCGGUUGACGCACUCUAUGAGAAUACUCGUGCUGGUAUGCGAAUGGGCAGUCCAUUGUUGGGUGUCAUAAAACCACGGAGGUGCGCUUGGACUUCACAGUAACUAGCAGGAUAGUGAGGGGAUCCGGAGUUUUGUCGGCUUUUUGAUCUAUACCAAGGGUCGGUCUCGAAUUAGACCACAUGACUUUGAGUCAACGGGUUUAGGAUUGCAUACGGCUUUGAGCGGAAUGGUAUCUAUCUUAUUGUAUCCCAAUAAACCACUCUUUUACUUGCUCAUGAAGCAUGACAUCAGUAGUUAAGCUAGAAAUAAUUAGUGUUCGGUUCAUC